Molecule: messenger RNA, 1662 nt
Organism: Siniperca chuatsi (mandarin fish)
Lineage: Eukaryota; Metazoa; Chordata; Actinopteri; Centrarchiformes; Sinipercidae
Gene: bloc1s2
Product: biogenesis of lysosomal organelles complex-1, subunit 2
Exons: 5
Coding region: 47-586 (179 amino acids)
Biological process (GO): lysosome localization; endosomal transport
Cellular component (GO): BLOC-1 complex; gamma-tubulin complex; BORC complex
Molecular function (GO): gamma-tubulin binding
Source: RefSeq, a predicted model, not a curated record
CACGUGAACACUCUCCUCAUGUGACAAAGGAAAAAACAGGAACAAAAUGGCUGCAACUGGCGACGAGGCCGCUGCCAUGGAUAGCAUCUCCAGGGUACCAUCGGCCCAUUCAGCGGCUCUGAACCCGGUUGGAAGCACCAGCAGUCACGCAGACGGCCCGGAGGAUUUGGCGGAAAGCCCGGCGGUCGCUCCCAAAAAGCCCAGCGCAAACAGUGAUGGUGGUGUGGAGACAGCAGAGGAGGCUGUGGAGCCUGCAGAGCCUGAUAUCAAUGAGUUGUGCACUGAUAUGUUUGAAAAGAUGGCCAUCUUCCUGCAAGGAGAACUAACAGGAACUUGCGAGGAUUACCGUCUGUUGGAGAACAUGAACAAGCUUACCAGUCUGAAGUACAUGGAAAUGAAGGACAUCAGCAUCAACAUCAGCCGUAACCUGCAGGAUCUCAACAACAAGUAUGCUAGCCUACAGCCCUACUUGGACCAGAUAAAUCAGAUUGAGGAGCAAGUGUCUUCACUUGAACAGGCUGCCUACAAACUGGACGCAUACUCCAAGAAACUGGAGGCCAGAUUCAAAAAACUGGAGAAGCGAUGAGGGGGAAGAAGAGGCAGACAGAGUUAUGGUGCCUUCUCAUCUUCUUUAACGCAGCCUCGCCUUCUCCUCUCCCUGCCAGCGGAGCCAGGAGCUGUGGGGAGGAUGUAAACUGAGACUGAAACAACAAACAGUCAGAGCCACUUUGACAUUUAGAAACAACCAAGGAGGAAGCAGCAGAAGGCUCAGGCUCUAGGCUUAGAUUUAACUCCACUAUCACUGAUUUUGGCAGCAGUCGUGCAGCCAAGAUGUACAAGAGUGUAUGGUGUAUACCCACAUUCUUUUGCUGACACACUGAAGUGAAUAAUUAAAUCCUAAUUGAGUGGCGGGAUCAGAAUAUAAUAAUUUACUACUACAAACGAACCACAGCAGAUUGGCAGAGACUUGUACCACUGGAGUACAUAACAACACUUUUGUCAUAUGAAGAUAUGUACAUGAUGCAUGCUCAUAGAUGUGUAUUUAAUAAUGUCCCAGCCCUCUUAUUCUGAUCAUAGACAGAUAUAUUUCCACCCAGUAAUAGUAGCCUGACAUGUACAUUUCUUUGGGAUUCUUUGUUGUUACACAUUUAUAUGUCAAGGCAGUGUGAACAGUACCACAAACUGGUUAAUUUAUAGAGAGAGAGUUUACUACAACAACAGCUACUGUGUAGAGAGCUGCUGAAAAUCACAUUAUCUCAGCAGAGUGAGUUUAAAGUUUGCAAUUUAAAAUGAAAGAUAUUUGAUAUGAAUGAAUUAUUGUAUUAUGUCUAUCUGUAGAUAUUGAAAAUGAAAACUGGAGUUAAAAAAAAACAAAAAUAACCAUGAUGUGCAUAUCAUUGCAUGACUGUUUCCUUAAAAUGGACCUACUACUGACAGCAGAUGGCAGACCUGCACCAUGAUAGGGACUUCAACUGAUGUAUAGUGGAUGUAUCAAAUAUUGUAUAGCUCUGGAAAAUCUGACCAAGUGCUGAAGGAAGUUUAAGUUUCAACCUUCUCAGAAGAAGACAAACUCCAGGAAGAGUGACCAACAGAAGGAAACAGAUGACACGUAUUUGACAAUUCAAAGGAAAGGGUGACUAAAGAUGUGUGUGAUGCCCUCUG